This is a messenger RNA of Danaus chrysippus (African queen), 5007 nucleotides long. Lineage: Eukaryota; Metazoa; Arthropoda; Insecta; Lepidoptera; Nymphalidae. The record is from the annotation of a GenBank genome assembly.
AUGACCUGCCCACCUUGUGGAUGUCGUCGAUGCCCUAGUGGCACACUUACGACCCUGCAAAGCGCAUGUGCAAGCGGUUUGAAUGAACCCUGGCCACGCCACUUGGGAACCACUUGCUCUCCACCGAAAACACAAAGCGCUCAAUCAAAAAUAUGUGAAGGUGUCGGUAUGUGGGGCGCGUGGGGCGCGCAGGCGGGCUGGUGGUGCGGCGCGCUGGCGGCCGCGCUACUGGCGCUGCUCGCGCUGUGUCGCCGCGCCCGGAAGAGGACCCCGCCGAGACCGCCCGCCACCGUCACACAGGUGCAGAUCGUGUAUGGCGGCCCGGCGCGUGUAGUGGCGGCUGGUCCGCCGCCGGGCGCGUCUCGUGCGGUCGCGUCCCUGUCGUCCGCGCCGCCCCCCGACCCGCCGACCCCCGCCGACCCCUCUCAACCCACUCUCCCUCAGAUCCUCGUCGUCCAGGACAGCACCCAGAACACUGUCCCCCAACAGAGUGACCCCCAACCCUCGAGCUCACAAGGCCCCAGACCGUUGGAGUAUCACGGAAUCCCCAAGUUGCCACUUCCUGAGCAGUGGCUCCAUAAACGACCUUUCGAUUACAAGUACUCCGCUAUACCCCGGCCUCUAGCUCAAAUCGUGAGUUCGGAUCUAACGGUAGAUCUGCAGAGAGAGUCGCGGGCUAAGAAAUUUAGUGCUACGAGGUCGCCGUCCUUGGAAAAAGACGAGAAGUCCCCCUUCGUUAGCAGUGCUAAGUCUGAAGAUAUGGAAGUGUUCGGCUUCGACGCUGAAUCCGUGAGAAAAUUAAGUGAAGAUAGAGAUAAGCCCGUGGAAAUGGCGGAACUUCCGCCGCAGUCUCCACAAGAGAGCGAUAAAGAAAUGUCGCCCAAUAACCUCAGGAGGUUCCGGUCAGUGAGCACCCGCCUUAACAUGUGCAGUGUCAGCGAAAGCCCUCAUCCCGAAGGUCACCAGGAACGGUUGGAGAUGCAGAACUCCCCGCGCGUCGUUGAGUGCAGUUCUGCCAAAGAGAAGUCAUCGGGUACUAAAUUCGAUUUCUCACCAAAGAUCCUAGCUGACAGCAUGUGCUCCCCGCGGUUCUUCACUCCACCCGAGAUGGUUUCACCGAUGUUCUUCGCGGAACCCUCACCGAAAUCGGUUUACUACGAUACCGUGCGAUCUCCGAAGUUUUUUCCUGAAACUCCACGAGACGUUGAAGUGCCACAAUCGCCGCGACUCUUGGGAGACCAUCGGAACAGAACGAACGGCUUAACAGAGAAACCGACCUCACCGAAGGUUUUAAGUGCUCGACCCAGUCCUAAGGUUCAUAGCUAUAAUAAAGAGAAUUACUUCACCUUCGAACAACCGAGUGCCACAGAAGAGAGUGCAGCGAGGAUGUCGCCCCGACCGAGGAGGUACGGAGGAAGAAAUUCCAUAGAAAGAGAAAGAUUCACGCCCCCCGCUGAUAAAGAAGUUAAGAAAUACAGAAGACACAACAGUUGUGACACGAGUUACAAGAGUGUAGAGUUAAAUAUACCCAAGUGUGAUAAUAUAUUAGAGACUGAUGCCACCAACGUGGUUGUGAUAGAAAAAGACGUAGUGGACUGCUGUGCCAAAGUAGAUUCAUUGCAUGUCGAUGCAGCACUUGAGAGUGAUAAACACGAAUUGAAGCCCAUAUCGAACACGGCGCAGGCGAGACGACAACGAUUAAAAUCGAUAUCACUCGACUCCGAUAAUGCCAAAAUAAUCGAACAGAACUUAGGUUUACCGAUAGCGAAGCAAAUGAAAGACCAAAUGAACGAGGCUUAUAAGAAUCAAGAAGUGAGUACGUCGUGCGAGAGUAUGGAGAGGUAUCCGAAAACACCGACCGCUGAACGACCUAUGUUCAAAUUUGAUGCGGAACAUAAAGAAAAACCUGAGCCAGAAGCUAAACCGGAAGUUAAACAGAAAAAGUGCCUUCGUCAAAGUUCUGACACACAGUCAUUCCUUGAUAUGCCCAGGUUUUCUCCCAAAGAAUUUGAGAUAACGGUUACAUCAGAGGAAGGCGCCACUACCGCCGCUGAAACACAGACCAAGAAGAAAGGCAAGAAUUUAAGAAACUUAACGAUAGAUUUAUCGAAACGAGACAGCGAUUUAGAAAAGGAAUUGCUCGAAUUUGAAAAACUGUAUACGGAUGCCGAAGAAAAGAAAGUUAAAACACCAACACUGAAAGUUAAGGCUACUUCAUUAGACUCGUCAGAAAGUGUAAACCUCUCACUGCCACCUAAAAAGUCUCUGGAAGUACCGCAGAAUUCCAUAUCAGUUCCAAACACGCCGAAGCGUCAGUUGAAGAGAAUUUUGGCUCAGAAAAGUGGAAAACAUGACAUUGUUGGGAAACUGGGCUACACGACCGUACAGUGUGGCGCAGACCAAAGACGGUUAUACAUGAAGGGACAAGAUAGUGGGAUAUUUUUAAGAGAGAACCACGCGAGUCUGAUGCUGUACCAACCAGGAACAUCCCGUAUUGGUUCGAGAACAAUGGGUUCCUUCGACGAAAAUAUGGCAGACAAUGCACCAGAAAUAAAUGUUGUUGAAACUAGACCUUUUCAUAUAGAACCAGGUCAAACACUUGGUUCUAAUCUGCUCAACUACAAACAGAAUCUAAGCGUGUCCAGCACAAACUUGAAGACUCUUCCCGAAGGAGUUCCGUCUGAUGAUUUUGAACCCAGCGCAGAAGAUGAGAAAGUAGUGAAAAAACUACAUCGACGAAAUUCUAAUCAGAGUUUAAUGCUGAGUACACACAGCUUACAAGAGUCCAACUGUUCGCUCAGCAGCGCUGGUACAUCUUGCCACAACCUCAAUACAGUUAGAACUAGCAUAUCAAAUUUCAGUCUAAAUGACAGCAGGCAGAAGAAACUGUCUCUGGAAAGAAGGGAUUCUAACGUCAGCAUAAACCCAAUGGACCAUAUAACGCCCACAACACGAGUCAUAUGUUCUUCAAAUACCAAUUUAACCGGUGACGUGUCGAAGAACUGUUUAUUACAACGGCGCGGAUCGAAUAACAGCUUAACAUUAAACAUACAUUCAUCAAAUAAUUUAAGUCGACAUUCUAGUAACAGUUCCUUAAACAAAGAUGCUAAAAUCGGCCAGAAAAAGGGUCUAUUGGAACGCAGGAGCUCAAAUACAUCUCUCACGCUGAAUAUAAACUCUUCAAAUCCUCAGCUAUCUACUAAUAGAGGAUUAAGUAUAUCAAACUACAACCUGAACGGGUCGACCUGCAACCUGAGUAGAUACAACAGUAACCAUAGCAUAGACAACGCGGAACCACGGAAAGGUAUCCUGGAAAGACGAAGUUCGAACACCUCCCUCACUCUGAACAUACCUCAGGAACCUCGAGAUUUGGAGAUAGAUGAGACGAUGUUAGACGCGAACCUUAAAGAAAUCCCACACAGAGACAAACACAGGAAAUCAUUAAGCACAGAAAAUUUGAUACCGAAAUCAUAUAAGAAUAGGACACGCCUGCGAUCCACUGAAAAGGGUUUCGGCUCACACGAUAAUCUAUGGUCGACGUCCUUCAACGAGCAGGAGUAUGGACAGAAUUUAACAUACGUCUGCGGCGAUCAGGAAAAUGAGAUUAUUUACGCGUUCGGUCGUCAAGAAGACCCGAAUUUCCAGGCUGGUUUUGUACGGAACAUUACCACGAAACCGCUCAGUCCUCAGAGCACUUCUGAAGACUUUAGGUUAUACUUAGCUAAUAUGCAGCACUUACAGAACGCAUCGAGCGUUCUAACUCGUCAGCAGCUUAGAGACUUGAACGACGUUUUUCAAAACGGGUACUCCAAAGUUAAAUGUCUUAGUACGAACGAGGGUCAACAUUGCUGUACGGGCAGAGUUGACGACAUCGCUAAAGAAAACCCACAGAUGGUGAUCCCAGACGUAGCACCACAACCAUGUUCCGAAUACCAGAAGAUGCUAUUGAGGAAUCUUCAUCAAGAAUUCUGGGACAUGCCGACGAACUUCCAGGAGAAACCCAUAGUUUCUGGAUCACACCCCAAGAACAGAUACAAGACGAUCUUACCAAACGAACAUUCCAGGUUCAUUUUAAGAGCGGACGCCGGCAACACCGAGGGAUACAUAAACGCCAAUUAUAUUAAGGGCCACGAAUACACGAAAAACAGCUACAUAGCGACGCAGGGUCCGCUUCAGAACACCAUGUACGACUUCUGGCUGAUGGUGCGACAAAAUAAUAUGGAACUACAGGCUCGAGCUGAUACAAUACAUAACAGAACAGAGGAAAGAUCAGAAGCUAUACAGAAGAUAGUGAUGUUGACCAACUUUAUAGAAAAUAACAGACAAAAAUGUGAAAAAUACUUCCCCUUAGAGAAAGGUGAAGAGAUCACCAUAUCAAGUCCGAUCUUGAGCGAAACUUGUGCAGAAGAAUCACCCAAGAACAGUUUCAUCAUCAAAAACGUGGGUAUGUCUAAAAAAUCUGGCUACACAGUUCGCAAGCUAGAUGUAAGAUAUAGCGGGGAAACUGAAAGUUUAACAGUAUACCACUACUGGUUUCACAACUGGGCCGAUCACAAGUGCCCCAAAGAUGUGAACGCAUUACUCAACUUGAGUCUGGACGUUUUACGUGAAGAUAUAAAUGAUUUCGAGGCUCGUGAUGAUGAGAAGGACGAACAGUGCAAGUGUAUCGACAGCCCCAAGGGUUCAAAGUUCGUGUUUCCACCGAUGGAAUCAGAAAGUGUUGCAUGUCCGGUCAAAGUGUGUGUCUCUACUCCUAUGAAGUUUACAAAUGAAAGUAACUCCCCGCCUACCAUAGUUCAUUGCUCAGCUGGCAUAGGUCGUACUGGCUGUCUGAUAGCCAUACUGAACGGCAUCAAGCAACUUACCAGCGAGGAAAAGGUGGAUGUACUGGGUAUUGUGUGUAACAUGAGACUCAACCGAGGCGGGAUGGUGCAGAACUCUGAGCAGUACGAACUAAUACAUAAAGUGCUGUGUCUCUUCGAACAGGCCUGUCUGCCUCACUUAUAG